AUGCGCAUUCGACACAUGUGCCAGUAUGGAUACCAAGCUCACUUGGUCAGACACAGUCUGGAUUGGCCAUGCUCAACGCGGACCUUUUUUUUGAAGUCCUUCACAAAAGAGACUCUCUUUGUAAAAACCCUUCACGAUCUUGACGUUUAUGCAGCAGAUCCUGCCGCAGAAAUCCCCACUUGUCUCAGGGUGUGGAUUGAGCCGGGUGGAGUGGACAUCUCACACAAGGAGGAUGAAGAGUGGUCGGCCAUGCACGUCCACAACGUGUCAUGGGUUGUCAAGAUCCAUCCUGAAGAAACCUUCAGGACACUCCAAGCAUGGGCACGUCACUAUGCGACGGAUACUAUGCCGCAUCUCAUAAAAGGCGAUGCUUCGCAUCCGUACUCUCAACUCUAUCGAGCAGCUCUCGGGCAAGCUUUGGCCUCUUUCAUUCACACGCAUGGAGGCCAGCUUCAGUAUGACACCAUGCAAAUUGUGCAGAAGCAGUGGGCAGAUUCCCUGCGUACUCGUUUGGACGAGGCAGCCAAGCCCACCAAAAUUCAAGGUGUUCAGAAAGCUGUUCACGUGAUAGAGGCCCAGGGGGUGAGAAUGAUCCUCACACCCACAGAAAAAGCCUACAAGAAAGUUGAAGAUGAGAUCGUUGAAGUCCCUCUGAUAAACAUGCUCACCACCUAUGGCGCGGAUGAUUCUGCGGUGACGAAAACCAUCUCGACGACUUUUAGUGGGGGCAUCAGCUUUCCUAGCACACCUCUAGUAUCAGCCUCUCCUGCACCUCCACCUGGUGGCCUUUGCCCCACUUGCGGAGGCACAGGUGCCACUGUCGGUACUUGUCCUUGGACUGGACAACCGGAAGUCAUUGUGGACAAUGAGACCAUGAAGGGGCUGUUGAUCACGCCUUCCCUGGGUCUUCUGCCCAGCGAAGUGGUCGGCUUCCUGGCCGUGGGGUUCCUGAACGUCCUCUCCUUCCCGCCGCAGCUGUUGCUGCUGCGGCGGAUCUAUGCAGCCCGCGCGGAGCAGCUGCAGCCAUUGAAGGCGGCAGAGGUGCAACGAAAGGCGAAUCCUUUGGCGCCUAAGGGCGGAGCGUGGUCUACCUGGUUCCACCAUCCUAGUGGCAUCCAGUUCCUGGGCUUGUCCUACUCUCUGCUGUACCUCACCGUGCUGUCGCCGCAUGGCGCCUUUCUGACGGCGCACCUGGCACAGCGACGAGUGCCCAGCUACCAACUGUCGCUCUUGAGGGGAGCCGGUGCUUUGUUGGGCGUCCUGGGAUUGCUAGCGCACCCGCGCGCCUGCGAGCGUCUGGGCCACCGCAGCGCGGAUGGCCUCUUCGUGUCAUGGCUCAGCGGCUGCACGGUGCUCGCGCUGCUGGCCUUCGCGCAGGCGCCUGACACGGGCCCAACCUCCGCCCUGCUGCUCUUCAUGGCCUUGGUGUGCCUGGCUCGACCCGGCCUCUAUGGCUUCGAAUUGGGCGUCUUGAACACCGAACAGGAGCUGUCCGACGCGCGGCAUCGGUCAGCCAUAGGCGCCGUGGAUUCUGCCCUGACAUCCUUCGCCACACUGGUGAUGUAUGGCUCGGGCAUCCUGCUGAGAAGUCCUGAUCAGUUCGGUAUCUUGGUGGACUGUUCCACCUUUUUCGUGACCUUGGGGGCGCUGACCUACCUUCUGUGGAUGCUUUUGUAUCAUUCACACCGACACAGGCGCGGUGGGCAGUUGCUGGAUGUGCAUCUGAGUUGGUACUUGGUUCAAAACCCAUAUAUAACCCAUAUAUAA
Messenger RNA from Cladocopium goreaui, 1767 nucleotides. NCBI's taxonomy places the organism in Eukaryota, Dinophyceae, Suessiales, Symbiodiniaceae. The record is from the annotation of a GenBank genome assembly.